AGAUCAAAUUUGUUUUUCAGUAGUCUAUACGUCUCCCGCUCCAGGACAGUUUGGAUCCCCAACUCCCUCUCCUAGUGCUGGACAGUUUGGAUCCCCAACUCCCUCACCUAGUGCUGGACAGUUUGGAUCCCCAACUCCCUCACCUAGUGCUGGACAGUUUGGAUCCCCAACUCCUGGUUCUAGUCAGCCAUGUGUCUCUGGAUGGUCCUCGUGGAUAAAUGAACAUUCUCCAGUGGGCACUGAUGGUGAUAAUGAGAAGAUGAGUAAAGAAGAACUAGCCAAGUUUUGCCCCAAUGGAAAAAUCACAGACAUCCAGUGUAUUGACGCACAAACUGGAGAUGAUUCAACCAGUCUGGCAGAAGCCUCCUGUACUGUGGAGGGAGGACUUUCAUGUACAAGCCUUCCUUUCCCUGGCAUCCCUCCUUGUCAUGACUACAAGAUCAGAUACAUGUGCACCUGUUCAGCUAACCCAACACCUAGUGCUGGACAGUUUGGAUCCCCAACUCCCUCACCUAGUGCUGGACAGUUUGGAUCCCCAACUCCCUCACCUAGUGCUGGACAGUUUGGAUCCCCAACUCCCUCACCUAGUGCCGGACAGUUUGGUUCCCCAACUCCUGGUUCUAGUCAGCCAUGUGUCUCUGGAUGGUCCUCAUGGAUAAAUGAACAUUCUCCAGUGGGUACUGAUGGUGAUAGUGAGAAGAUGAGUAAAGAAGAACUAGCCAAAUUUUGCCCCAAUGGAAAAAUCACAGACAUCCAGUGUAUUGACGCACAAACUGGAGAUGAUUCAACCAGUCUGGCAGAAGCUUCCUGUACUGUGGAGGGAGGACUUUCAUGUACAAGCCUUCCUUUCCCUGGCAUCCCUCCUUGUCAUGACUACAAGAUCAGAUACAUGUGCACCUGUUCAGCUAACCCAACACCUAGUGCUGGACAGUUUGGAUCCCCGACUCCCUCACCUAGUGCUGGACAGUUUGGAUCCCCAACUCCCUCACCUAGUGCUGGACAGUUUGGAUCCCCAACUCCCUCACCUAGUGCCGGACAGUUUGGAUCCCCAACUCCCUCACCUAGUGCUGGACAGUUUGGAUCCCCAACUCCCUCUCCAAGUGCUGGACAGUUUGGAUCCCCAACUCCCUCACCUAGUGCCGGACAGUUUGGUUCCCCAACUCCUGGUUCUAGUCAGCCAUGUGUCUCUGGAUGGUCCUCAUGGAUAAAUGAACAUUCUCCAGUGGGCACUGAUGGUGAUAGUGAGAAAAUGAGUAAAGAAGAACUUGCCAAGUUUUGCCCCAAUGGAAAAAUCACAGACAUCCAGUGUAUUGACGCACAAACUGGAGAUGAUUCAACCAGUCUGGCAGAAGCUUCCUGUACUGUGGAGGGAGGACUUUCAUGUACAAGCCUUCCUUUCCCUGGCAUCCCUCCUUGUCAUGACUACAAGAUCAGAUACAUGUGC
Molecule: messenger RNA, 1444 nt
Organism: Aplysia californica (California sea hare)
Lineage: Eukaryota; Metazoa; Mollusca; Gastropoda; Aplysiida; Aplysiidae
Product: nuclear pore complex protein DDB_G0274915
Source: RefSeq, a predicted model, not a curated record